This is a messenger RNA of Nymphaea colorata (pocket water lily), 3320 nucleotides long. Its product is annotated as probable LRR receptor-like serine/threonine-protein kinase At1g67720. Gene Ontology annotation, biological process: protein phosphorylation. Gene Ontology annotation, molecular function: ATP binding; protein kinase activity. The record is from RefSeq and is a predicted model, not a curated record. Lineage: Eukaryota; Viridiplantae; Streptophyta; Magnoliopsida; Nymphaeales; Nymphaeaceae. The transcript is spliced from 15 exons. The coding region runs from base 100 to 2931 and encodes 943 amino acids.
AUCAAACUAUGAUAAGGGUAUCGUCAGUGAAACCGACUGCUUUCUUUCCUUCUUCCACCUCUCUCUCUCUGUCUCUGUCUCUCUCUCUCUCUCCAUGUCAUGGCUGCAUUUCGUCUCCUCUUCCUUCUUCUUCUCUCGUUUGUCUUCGCUUCCUUCACUACAGAUGCUCAGUCUCCUGGCUUUAUAAGCAUAGAUUGUGGUGGAACAGAAAAAUAUACUGAUGAAAUUGGGCUUGAGUGGAUUCCAGAUAAUAACUUUAGUUAUGGUGAAAUAGCAAAUAUUUCUGUGGCAGGUGAGAGCCGGAAGCAGUAUCAGACACUCAGACAUUUCCCUCCAGAUGAUAGAAAGUAUUGUUAUAUAUUAAGUGUUAAAUCUAGAAUUCGGUAUCUUGUAAGAGCGACUUUUUUGUAUGGGCUUUUCGACAGUAGUAGUGUCUUUCCAAAGUUUGACAUCUCAAUUGGGCCAACUCACUGGUCAACAGUUGUCAUCUCUGAUGCCAACACUACAGAAAUCCGGGAAGCAAUCUUGUUGGCCAAUUCAGAUUCAAUUAGUGUUUGCCUAUCUAAUGCUUCUACUGGAGUUCCAUUCAUCUCUACGCUAGAGCUUCGGCAGUUUAAUGAUUCAAUGUACUAUACCAACUUUGAAACUCAGUAUUUUCUUAGUGUUUCAGCAAGAAUUAAUUUUGGGACUGAUGACACAACACCUGUCAGAUAUCCUGAUGAUCCAUUUGAUAGAAUAUGGAUAUCGGACUCAUUAAGGCGGGCAAAUUUUCUCGUUGAUGUUGCUACUGGAACAUACAAAGUGUCAACCAGAAGGCCUGUAUAUGUGAAUAGAAAUGAGAGACCGCCAGAAAAAGUGAUGCAAUCAGCAGUAGUUGGUCAGAAUGGGACAUUAUCUUAUCGACUGAACUUGGACGGUUUCCCUGGUUCUGGUUGGGCCUUCUGUUACUUUGCUGAACUUGAAGAUUUGGGUCCAAAUGAGACCAGGAAAUUCAGGCUCAUGAUUCCAGGCAUGUCUGAGUACAGCAAAGCCAGCGUAAAUGUUCAAGAAAAUGCUCAAGGCAGGUUCAGGUUAUAUGAACCGGGAUACCCGAACAUAUCAUUUCCUUUUACUUUGUCAUUUGAAUUUGUCAAGACAAUUGAUUCGACCAGGGGGCCUAUCUUAAACGCUUUUGAGAUAAACAAAUAUGUACAGAUUAGUGCUGGUUCUCAAGAUGCGUCAAAUGCUGCUACGUUAUGUUCACAUUAUCCACUAGCUACUUGGGCACAAGAAGGUGGUGAUCCAUGCUUACCAGUUCCAUGGUCAUGGGUGAAAUGUACCUCCGAUCAACAGCCAAGGAUAGUUGCAGUUUAUUUAUCUGGAAAAAAUCUGACGGGGAAUGUUCCUUCAGAGUUGUCAACUUUGACUGGCAUAACUGAACUGUGGCUCGAUAACAACUCAUUCACUGGUCCAAUACCAGACUUAAGUGGAUGCAUCAAUUUGAAGAUCAUUCAUCUCGAGAACAACUUCUUUACUGGUGAAGUCCCUGCAUUCUUGGCAGCAUUACCAAACCUUAGUGAAUUAUACUUGCAGAAUAAUAUGCUGUCUGGAGUGGUGCCUCGUGAUCUGCUUCAUAAGAAUAUUGUACUGAACUAUUCUGGAAAUACAAAUCUUCAUAGAGAAGGAGAUCAGAAAGUCAAACUUAUUAUCGGUGUUGUCAUUGGGCUAUUCUUUCUUCUUAUUACUGCAAUGUUUAUAUAUUGCUGCCUCUUAUGUGCUCGAGGUGAAAAGAAGAAAACUGGGAAAGUUGAACUUGUUGAACAAAUGGUUGCAGCACCUUCACUUCCUGCAGUGCCUUCUCUUCCUGCACCUCCCUCAGAUAAGGCAGUUUCAGUGUUCAGUGAUGCUGCCACAGAAGGAUCACAUUGUUUCACACUGGCUGAAAUUGAGACUGCAACUGGCAAGUUUGUAAAGAAAGUAGGUUCUGGUGGAUUUGGAUCUGUGUUCUAUGGCAAGCUAAAUGAUGGAAAGGAAAUAGCUGUCAAAGUCCUAUCAGCUAAUUCCUAUCAAGGGAAAAGAGAAUUCUCAAAUGAGGUCUCCCUGCUCUCCAGGAUUCAUCACAGAAAUCUUGUUGCAUUUCUUGGAUACUGUCAAGAAGAAGGGAAGAGCAUCCUUGUUUAUGAGUUUAUGCACAAUGGGACCCUGAAGGAACAUUUAUAUGGACCUUUGACUCAGGAAAAGUCUGUUAGUUGGACCAAGCGUCUUGAGAUAGCUCAGGAUGCAGCGAAAGGCAUAGAAUACCUACAUACAGGAUGUGUUCCAACCAUAAUCCAUAGGGAUUUGAAAACUAGCAACAUACUUCUUGACAAGAAUAUGAGGGCUAAGGUCUCAGAUUUUGGGCUAUCAAAAGUUGCAAUAGAUGGAUCUACGCAUGUCUCAAGCAUUGUACGAGGGACUGUUGGCUACUUGGACCCUGAGUAUUACAUCUCUCAACAGUUAACAGAGAAAAGUGACGUUUAUAGCUUUGGUGUCAUUCUCUUGGAGCUGAUUUCAGGACAAGAAGCCAUCUCAAACGAUAGCUUUGGUGCCAAUUGUCGGAAUAUAGUCCAAUGGGCAAAGUUGCACAUAGAAAGUGGAGAUAUACAGCAAAUAAUUGAUCCAUCGCUGCAUGGUGAAUUUGAUAUUCAAUCAGUGUGGAAGAUUGCAGAAAAAGCAAUGAUGUGUGUACAGCCACAUGGGAGGUUCAGACCAACAAUAUCUGAAGUACUUAAAGAGAUACAGGAAGCAAUUUCCAUUGAGACAGGAGGAUCAGGUUCUGGGGGAGAAGAUGACUUUGAUAUGCUGUCAAGGAACUCCAGGCAUUCAUCCAUCAACGUAAGUCCUCUUGAGUUAGCUGUGUCUGACUCAUACUUGUUACUCGAUGAGUCAGUUGUCUUGCCAACAGCCAGAUAGUUGACUUGCCUAGAAGUACUUUCUGGAGACGAUCUGGGUUACCAUCAUCAUCGUAUUAUACGAGUGGGAAGAGCUGCACAACUCAACGAAGUAGAUCUACUGUAUCUCUGGUGGGAAAUCGUCUCUUAAAGAUUGUUGAAGAAGCUGUUGCUUGUGUUGGCCUAAGGAUGAAGAUUUAGGAUGCCAAAGCCUUUGUUUUUCAAACUCCCCCUGUUAAGGGUUUCUUGCCAUGGUAAAUCCAUCGAGUCCUGAUUGUUGAAUAUAUCAUUUUCUUAUAUUUUUUUGGUCACUUUUCAUUAUUUUCCCCUGUUUGGGUGUCUUGUCUAUGGUUCCAUUGAGUGAUGUAUAUUGAUGAUUGCCUAAAAUAUGUUGAAAAAAAUAUUAGGUCA